Molecule: messenger RNA, 1608 nt
Organism: Mesorhabditis belari
Lineage: Eukaryota; Metazoa; Nematoda; Chromadorea; Rhabditida; Rhabditidae
Source: the annotation of a GenBank genome assembly
AUGUUGGCCGAGGGAGUGCGCUCGUUAAUCGGCGCUGCUCGUGAUGGCCUUCGCUCACUUCUCCCCAUUGUCAUCCUCGCUUUCUACACGAUUUUAGGAGCUCUUCUCUUCAUGACUCUUGAAGCACCGAAUGAAUUGCACACACUAGAGACAUUGAAGAAAGAAAGAGACGAUUUAGUUGAGAAUACGGCUUUCCGGUUGAACAAUAUCCGGGCAAUGACCCCGAUUAAUGCUUACAAUCACACAGUGACCACUUUGAUACGAUUUCAGAAGAAACUUGGCGUUGAUACGGUGAUUGCCGAGAAUCAACACUGGACCUUUAUGGGAUCAUUGUUCUAUUCGAUGACUGUCUACACAACAAUUGGUUACGGUAACAUUGUACCAGUGACUGCAGCCGGUCGAGUUCUUACAAUCAUUUAUGCUUUCAUCGGCAUUCCCAUUGGCAUCAUUUGCCUUCUCGGGCUUGGAGCUUUGUUUGCCAAAUUUUGCAAGAUUCUCUGGAAAAUGGUGAUCAAAUCGACAUCGGUUGUUUCGAAAGAUUUAGAGAAAAAGAUGGAAGAUCUCAGCCCUGAUGCUAAAGAAGAUUCAGUAAUUAUUGAGAAAGACGGAAAACCUCAAGAAGAUGAUGAUAAUGAUAACGAUUUGCUAUCAUUCCCGCUAUGCGCUGCUGUUUUCAGUCUUGUUGAGCCGGAUUUAGACUAUGGUACCUCUCUCUACUUUACCUUGAUCUCUUUUCUUACAAUCGGCUUUGGUGAUGUGCUUCCAUCUGAGUACGAGUAUUUGUUACUUGUUGGAAUCUUUCUUCUAAUCGGACUUGCCAUUGUCUCAACGGUUCUUCAAAUCAUUCAGCAACAAAUUGAAGCUCUAGCAUCGGGAAUGAAAGACAACAUCGAUGAAGAAUAUACAAAAGCGUUGGCUGAAGCAAGUGAGGAUGGAGAGAUUCCACAGAAGCCAGUUGAGAGAACACCGAUUGAGGGUGAAGAAGUGGAUGGAGAUGUAGAGAAGCAACCACCAUCACCUGAUCCUCGAUCCUUGGAUGUGGUGCUCUCAAAAAUGCCACUUCGAUCUCGAAUCCUUUACAACAUUAUGCCCGAAAAAGAAAAGAAGCGAUUAGCUAAGCACAGCGAGAACCGGAUGAAGUACAUGAAUCGGGCUUGUCAAACUGAUGAGGAGUUGUUGAGAAAAUAUGCUCUUGAAAAGUUCAAAGACGAUUUCAAAUCGGUGAAUUAUGUGGUUGUACAAGAUUUCUCGGGUCAAGAAACCCCGUCAACUACCGUUUUUCACGGUGAUGUCACGGCGCCUCCGCCAAAGCACACCCAACAACCCGCUCGACGAAUGGACAUCCACUUGCAUCCACACAAAACCGAUGACCAACCGACCUCAUCGGGAUCAAGAGGAACAAGUCAGUCACAUAGUGAACCAGAGACGGUAGUUGAAGUUCCAAUCGAACAUGUCACAGUACAAAUGGGUCCACAAAGAGCCGAGAGGGUCUAUGCGAAGACAUCGGGAAGUGAAGAGGAGGAAGAAGAGGAGAGCAUCGAAUACACUCCAAAAAGGACAACCACUCUUAUUUUGUCUGGCCGAAACGAGCCGAAAAACACCGAUGUU